UUCAUAUCAAAAUUCAACUACACUUGGUAUUGUUCAUCUUAUUGAUCUUUACAGAACACAACACUGCUUGAGAGAUCUCUUUCUCUCUCAAGUCUCCACCACCACUAUGCCAACUUAUUACCAGCAGCACCACCGUGCUACUCCUUUACUUUCUUCUUCUUCGCAAUCUUCGUUCACUUCGAGGCUACUUUUACUUCUCACUGUCCUUCCUCUUUCUCUCGCUUUGUUGGCUUUCUUUCUCCAAUGGAAAGGCGACGCCGGCCUUACUGAUCCGGCAACCGCUACUUCAACCGUCUCGCGCUGGGCUCCUCAUGGCUCCCACCUCCAAAACCAUGAGGUGUUUCCUGGUAUGGAGUCCUCUUCUCUGUCGCCCAAAGCUCAGCAUUUCUCGCGCUCCGAUUGUACUAAACUUAUACGGAGCUCUUCGCCUUCUUUUCCUUAUUACCGAGACUGGAAGUUUGACUUUGACUCCGAUUUGAAGCCAAAGAUAUGUAUUACAACAAGUACAUCAGCUGGCUUGGAGCAGAUUCUGCCAUGGAUGUUCUAUCACAAGGUCAUUGGAGUGACAACCUUUUUCCUUUUUGUGGAAGGAAAGGCUGCAUCUCCUGAUGUGUCUAAAGUUCUGGAAUCUAUUCCAGGAGUGAAAGUGAUUUACAGAACAAAAGAGCUAGAGGAGCAACAGGCUAGAAGCCGUAUCUGGAAUGAGACAUGGCUAUCAAGUUUCUUUUACAAACCCUGCAAUUAUGAGCUGUUUGUGAAGCAAUCUCUCAAUAUGGAAAUGGCUAUUGUUAUGGCAAGGGAUGCUGGCAUGGAUUGGAUACUUCAUCUUGACACGGACGAAUUAAUACAUCCAGCUGGUGCUCGUGAGUAUUCUUUGAGGCAAUUGCUUCUUGAUGUGCCUGGAAAUGUGGAUAUGGUUAUAUUUCCAAAUUAUGAGAGCAGUGUUGAACGAGACGACAUCACUGAUCCUUUCAGCGAGGUAUCAAUGUUCAAGAGGAACUAUGACCAUCUUCUAAAGGAUACAUACUUUGGCAUGUAUAAAGAAGCUACUCGGGGAAACCCAAACUACUUCCUGACUUAUGGAAACGGAAAAUCAGUUGCUCGAAUUCGUGAUCAUCUUCGUCCUAACGGUGCACAUAGGUGGCACAAUUAUAUGAAAACCCCAAAUGAGAUUAAAUUGGAGGAGGCUGCUGUUCUACACUAUACGUACGCCAAAUUUUCUGACCUGACAUCCAGACGUGAUAGGUGUGGCUGCAAGCCUACAAAGGAGGAUGUCAAAAGAUGCUUUAUGUUGGAAUUUGAUAGAUCUGCAUUUAUAAUUGCUUCAACUGCAACUGAGGAGGAAAUGAUAAAUUGGUACCAUGAGCAUGUUGUGUGGGGUGACAAGGACCUGAAGUUGAAACUCCUUAGGAAGGGAAUUCUAACUCGUGUAUAUGCUCCCAUGGCCAUAAUACAAGGUUUGAGGGAGUCAGGUGUCUUCACCUCUGUUAUUAAAUCUGCCCAGACAACCAUUUCAAAGGACAAGUUUUUGAAAUCCAUUGAUAGUAGUAACUCAUCAAGAGCUGUUGCCUCUGAAUCGGACCCCUCGAGAAAGGUUGGUAGAAGCAAAGAGUACCAGGCAACUGUUCGGAAGGUAUUGGAUAUUGAAGUCGAGUCUUAUGAAGCAGCUGUUCCACCAUUGUCUCCCCCAGGAUUUAAUGAUGACCAUCUGAUGGACAUGUGAUAGAUUUCCUGGCUUGAUUGCUUAUUUUUCUCCUUCCUGUUUUGAAUGGCCAAAUUUAACUAAAUACCUAUUGAAGGGAGGAAUCAGGAGAGAAAAGGAUGAGCAAAUGGGUUAUUGUUGUGGUAUAUCUGUCCUUGGUUCAAUUGGUUCUUCCCGAUCUUUCACCAAGCGCUGCUGGACAUUCUGAGGAGAGAAUUAUAUUGGUCUUUCUGGUCAUGGCAAGUUGAUUUUGCCAAUAGAGUUUUUGGCCUUGAAUUCUCAUGUAUAGAGACCACAUUUUUACAGUCGAAGAUAUUAUCAUUGUAUUUUGACUAGUUGUGUGAGAACGAAAGAAAUUAUAUAUUUAUUAUUUUCAUGCAUAAAUUGCAAAUCA
Molecule: messenger RNA, 2096 nt
Organism: Pistacia vera
Lineage: Eukaryota; Viridiplantae; Streptophyta; Magnoliopsida; Sapindales; Anacardiaceae
Product: glycosyltransferase-like KOBITO 1
Exons: 11
Coding region: 107-1723 (538 amino acids)
Biological process (GO): cellulose biosynthetic process; response to abscisic acid
Source: RefSeq, a predicted model, not a curated record